AUGGGAGAUCUUAUGAAAAUACAAUUCAGCAUCCUAAAUUUAUCUAGAAAGAAAUUUUUGGAAUGGAAAGUGGAUGCCAUGAUGAAUUUAAAAGCUCAAGGGUUGGAGCACACUGUUAAAAAUAAUAAAAGUCCUUCUGGUCAAACAACUGAUGCUACCACUUCUGCAAUGACGGUUGUAAAACCUGUAAUUGAACAAGAAAAGGCAAAAGCCUUAGUGUUACUAAGACAUCAUUUACAUGAAGGCCUUAAAACUGAGUACAUGAUGGUUGAAGAUCCCAAGGAAUUAUGGGAUUGCCUUAAUGAAAGAUUUGGACACCACAAAAGGGUGCUCCUUCCUAAUGCAUUAUUUGAUUGGACAAAUUUACGGUUCCAGGAUUUCAAAUCUGUAAUUGAUUACAAUUCAACCAUACAUGAGAUAGUAUCUAUAUUGAGAUACUGUGAUCAUCCAGUCACUGAUGAACAGAUGAUUGAAAAAACACUCACUACCUUUCAUGCAAGCAACAUAUGGUUGCAGGAACAAUAUCGUGAAAGAGUUUCAAAAGGUUUAAUGAAUUAA
Molecule: messenger RNA, 558 nt
Organism: Chenopodium quinoa (quinoa)
Lineage: Eukaryota; Viridiplantae; Streptophyta; Magnoliopsida; Caryophyllales; Amaranthaceae
Exons: 1
Coding region: 1-558 (185 amino acids)
Source: RefSeq, a predicted model, not a curated record